UUUUUUUUUGUGCAUCUUCUUCAUCUGCUUUCUCCACUGACAGCCACCCAUAAUCGCCCGCUUCAAUUGAAUCUGACACAGUUCAAACAUCGGCGUCAGUGUCUAAUCGCGUUGGCACCGGUGUGCCGUCGAAAAAGUCGAGUCGGAUCAACGGAGCUUUUAACUUUUAAGGUGCAAUCAUCUCUCCCCGUUGUGAAGAAGAGUUUUUUGCAUAAGUUGAUGUAGAGUCAUAUGCUACCCACUACUCCCCAAGAUCUUAACAGUACUUGUACUUUAUUGAUUUGGGGAAAAAAGGCGGAUUGUCAGAGACAAGAAAAUCUUUGUUUUGCCAAUGGCUGCUUCUACAAAAGUUCUCGCCCUUGAGAGUCCAACUCAAACCGGAGAGUGGACAGUUGUUCUACCCCGUAAGGGUAGACAUAGAAGGAAUUCCCGAAAAAUAACAAUUGCAAAAGGACAGCAACAAGAACAACAGCCGUGGGUUCCAACCGAUCUUGAGAUUGACCCUGAGAGACAAUCAAAACUUAUGCAUAAGAUACAAGCAUGUAUGAAGAAAAUUGAAAACUCUCAAUUUUUCCUGGCUUUCUUGGAUCAGAUGCAAAUUCCGAAAGUCUUGAAUCACUUUCACAGGGUUUUGGGAUCUGAGUCGCAACUGCAAAUGGUGAUAUAUGGUAUUGGCAGCAUUGAGUCUCAUGAAACUCCUCGACUUCAACUUAGCCUUGCACUCUUGAUGAAAAGAAAGUUCAGCUGGAUUGGGGAUAUUGAGGUGUUUGAUCCUGUUCUAUCUGCAACUGAAUCUCAGGUGUUAGAAGACCUUGGCUGUUCCGUUUUGUCUUUAAAUGAGCAAGGCAGGCGGGAAGCUAAGAAGUCAACACUUUUCUUCAUGCCACAUUGUGAAGCAGAGUUAUACAACAAUCUUUUACAGGCAAAUUGGGGAGUCGAGUCAUUGAAUCGAAUUGCGCUGUUCGGAAAUAGCUUUGAAACUUACGAGCAGCAUGUGUCAUUUAAGUACUAUGAUCAGGAAGUGUCACUUAUGAACUCAUCUGUAGCUGAGUCAGUCACACACAUCUUAGAUGCUCGAAGAUUCAUAGAUGAAUUCAGGAUCGAGACAAUUUCAGACGAUUAUUUUGCAGCUUUUCAUGAUUCAAGUUGGCAUUUUUUCAAGCUUGCUUGUGAGAAUGAGCUGCAGUUGAAUUAAGUUACCGAUUUUUGUUCUGAAUUUAUGAAAAACAUAUUGCUUUUUUUCUAAAA
Gossypium arboreum is the source of this 1248-nucleotide messenger RNA. RefSeq names its product protein SENSITIVITY TO RED LIGHT REDUCED 1. The coding region runs from base 332 to 1195 and encodes 287 amino acids. Gene Ontology annotation, biological process: microtubule-based process. The record is from RefSeq and is a predicted model, not a curated record. The transcript has 2 exons. Gene Ontology annotation, cellular component: cytoplasm; nucleus. NCBI's taxonomy places the organism in Eukaryota, Viridiplantae, Streptophyta, Magnoliopsida, Malvales, Malvaceae.